Molecule: messenger RNA, 1014 nt
Organism: Ilex paraguariensis (yerba mate)
Lineage: Eukaryota; Viridiplantae; Streptophyta; Magnoliopsida; Aquifoliales; Aquifoliaceae
Source: the annotation of a GenBank genome assembly
AUGGAGAAGAAAGACUCAGUAGAAGAAAAGGGAAAAGAAGAGGAGGAAGAAGAAGAAGAACAGGUGGUUAAUCCAUGGGAAGUGUCGGCGAAGGAUGGAGGCAAGAUCGACUACGACAAGCUCAUCGACAAGUUCGGUUGCCAGAGGCUUGACCAGUCGUUGAUCGACCGAGUUCAACGCCUCACUGGUCGCCCUCCUCACGUCUUCCUCCGCCGCGGUGUUUUCUUCGCUCAUAGGGAUUUCAAUGAAAUUCUGGAUGCGUACGAGAGAGGAGAUAAGUUUUAUCUUUAUACGGGUAGAGGGCCCUCUUCCGAAGCUUUGCAUUUGGGGCAUCUCGUUCCCUUCAUGUUCACUAAAUAUUUGCAGGAUGCUUUUAAGGUUCCUCUUGUUAUACAGCUGACCGAUGAUGAGAAGUUCUUGUGGAAGAAUCUAUCUUUGGAGGAGAGUCAGAGACUUGCCCGUGAGAAUGCUAAAGACAUUAUAGCCUGUGGUUUUGACAUAACAAAAACUUUCAUCUUUUCAGACUUCGAUUAUGUAGGAGGUGCCUUCUACAAGAACAUGGUGAAGGUUGCAAAAUGUGUCACAUACAAUAAGGUUGUUGGUAUUUUUGGUUUCACCGGUGAAGAUCAUAUUGGGAAGAUAAGUUUUCCACCUGUUCAGGCUGUUCCGUCAUUUCCCAGUUCAUUUCCACACCUUUUCCCUGGCAAGGAUAAUCUUCGGUGCUUAGUUCCAUGUGCAAUUGACCAGGAUCCUUAUUUCCGAAUGACGCGAGAUGUUGCUCCUCGGAUAGGCUACCAGAAACCUGCACUGAUUGAGUCGUCAUUCUUUCCUGCCCUCCAGGGGGAGACAGGAAAAAUGUCAGCUAGUGAUCCCAAUUCUGCCAUAUACGUGACUGAUUCUGCGAAAGACAUCAAGAACAAGGGGAGCACCCCAAACACUGGAAUAGUAAUUAUUGCUCACGAGUAUGAUGAUUUUAUGGGUCAUAUGAAAUCACUAGGGGUAACCCGUGCCUGA